ACUUGUGAUGAUAGAUGCUAUCCAAACUUUACAUUGUGCAUUUUUGGAUUUUUGUAAGACUUAUAAUUUCGUAAGAAGCACAACCAGGGGCAAUAAUCGUAAUCGGACCUCUGCAAACCGUACAAUAUUUAUGAUUUCGUAUAUGGCCUUUGUUCUAUCGUGAGCUCUGAUUGGCUGAUAAUUCGACCUUAUUCUCACUCCGUUACGUCCGCAUAAACGUGGAUCACAACACUGGCGCCGAAUCCUUGUCGUAGUUUUUUGCAUUUUUCUUGAAUAUAUAUUUCCUUGUAUAAGCUUAUUAGGAAUUUUAGAAUGAAUAUGAAGAUUUGGCCUUGAAAAACCUGACAAAAGGACCUGUUGCUUUAUAAGAUGGCCGGAGACGAAACUUCACAAGUCAAAUCUGCUACCUUUCGCCCCUAGAAUUAUUUACCUAUUUUUUAUCGUGCUUCCCUGUGUGCCAACCGUCCUAGAAUAAAAUGCGUGUUCGCCUGGAUCCAGUGGUUCACACUAACACAGAUUCAAACGUUUGAAAAUGCUGAAAGUUCGACUGCGUUUUCAAAAGUAUCUGGAUUCACUGGAUCCAGCAUGCGUGUUAGUGUGGACGGGAAAGUAUACGGAUCCCAACGAAUCCAUUAUCAAGAGAAGGGAAGCCAGAAUAACCUGGCUGGAGAUGAGGAGAAGAUUUGGGAUGAGUCACCGCCGCCACCAUAUGAGGCUGACUUGUUCGGACAGAUCAAGGAGGCUAAGGAAACGUCUGACGGUUCACUGGACUUCUGUAAACGUGUUGUGCAGCUAUUUGCAGGAACAAUCGGGUGCACAGUAGCCCUAAGCUUACUUAUGGCUUUACCCAUGGCUAUGGUCAUCAUGGGCGCCAAGUAUAAGGACGAGUGCCCUGUAGAGCCAUUCAUCCCCAUCUACCUGAUAGUGGGGGGCUCGUUUGGCAUGCUAAAGACAAUUAUUGUGCUAUGUCAGCGGGCGCGUAGUCAUGACGACGACCUUGACAUGGACGAGGACCAAUCAAUGUCCAGCAAAUUCAUCGACGGCGUUUUAAAUCUGUUCUUGUUCACGUGGUUUAUAGCUGGGAACAUUUGGGUGUACAGUAAAUACAAGCCUAACCCGAUACCUCCGGUGACAGACCCUUUGAACUACUGUAACCCUACGCUCUACAUGUUCGCGUUUUGGGUCAUCACUGCGAGUUAUAUUCUGAUGGGAUCCAUAUGUUUCUGUAUCUGCUGUUUGGGGGUGUGCGCUAGUUGUACUGCCUUUUUCGUGACAGUCAAGGACUAGAUAGAAAUACAAAUAUUUUCAAAGAAAUCCGAGAGAAUUUGUUCCAGUUUGGUAUAUUACUGAAGUGAACCGCUGACCGGUGCUUGGGGUGCUAUUAACCUUUAACCACUGACCAUCAAAUAGCGCUUAAUGCCUGCUCGAAGUUAGUGGACGUAUGAGAGUGCGUUUUUUUCUCAAAAUAAUAGCCUCUCAUUAAGGCUGCACGUUUUGUUAAGUUUAGGAUACAAACUCAGUCUGCCAUCCGCAAGCAGGCAUAAUAUUCGAGGGUGGGGCGGAUGAUUCAGCCUGUGCAGAAAAUCCUUUUAAAAUCCAUGGCUUAAAAGUCGUCUUGCUCGACAUAAGGUGUGCCACGAUUGAUGACAAAAACGUUUUUUGCACAGACAAGAAACUCCUUCCUCAAGGAUCAAAUGGUCUCCGUGUCACUGUCAGUAAAACAGACAAAUAGAAUCAAAAGGGAAAGUAUUUUAUUACCAUACGAUAGGAAAAAAUAUAGGUAUUUUCUGAAACUAUAUCCGUAGUGAGAAUAUAUUUGCAUCUGAAUAAAAUUUGUGAAGAAAAGGGAA
Messenger RNA from Nematostella vectensis (starlet sea anemone), 1850 nucleotides. RefSeq names its product transmembrane protein 272. The coding region runs from base 586 to 1287 and encodes 233 amino acids. The record is from RefSeq and is a predicted model, not a curated record. The transcript is spliced from 6 exons. NCBI's taxonomy places the organism in Eukaryota, Metazoa, Cnidaria, Anthozoa, Actiniaria, Edwardsiidae.